AUGCCGAGGGGCUCCUGUCUUCUAGACACCUUUGCUUCCUUCGACCAGGCCCAUGGCCUCCACGGAAGCCAGUGGCGCUGCAUCGCCGCCCAGCUGCCCGGCCGGUCCGACUCGUCGGUCCGCAACCGCUGGGCGCGGCUCAAGGAGGCGGCCAAGUCUGCUGUGCGGGCGAGGCGGACCCGCGAGCGGCGAGCGGAGCCGGUGGAACCGGCGGAUGGCUCGGCUCCCACCCGCACCGCCCUCCUGCCCCCCGACCUCUCCGCUCUGGCGGGACGCAUCGCUGCCGCUCAAGCCGACGCCAGCUCGCAGCCUCCGGUCAUGGCGUCGCUGGCGGAGCCGCCGGACGCAAGGUGCGCCAACGACACGACGUGA
Emiliania huxleyi CCMP1516 is the source of this 372-nucleotide messenger RNA. RefSeq lists its product as hypothetical. The transcript is spliced from 4 exons. The record is from RefSeq and is a predicted model, not a curated record. NCBI's taxonomy places the organism in Eukaryota, Haptophyta, Isochrysidales, Noelaerhabdaceae. Bases 1 to 372 code for a protein of 123 amino acids.